Messenger RNA from Eleginops maclovinus (Patagonian blennie), 861 nucleotides. It is a transcript of the gene tmem18, whose product is annotated as transmembrane protein 18. The record is from RefSeq and is a predicted model, not a curated record. The transcript is spliced from 5 exons. Bases 116 to 574 code for a protein of 152 amino acids. Lineage: Eukaryota; Metazoa; Chordata; Actinopteri; Perciformes; Eleginopidae.
GCCGGUAAGGUCUUGUUUUGGUUGUUCGCCAACUCAACCAGAAGAACAAGUAGUGCUGCUUUUCCGUAGCCUUGUCUUGUUUACAUUAGCCUCGUCUGAACAGGGUUUUUUGAGGAUGACGGACCAAAAAGUAAAAAAUAUCAGCUCUAUCCCCAUCGAUGAGUUCAGCAAGUUAAGAAUAACAUCGAUAUGGACGUUUCUCAUGUCUGUGCAGUGGUCGGAGCCCUGGCUGAUCGGGCUGAUGGUGUUUCAUAUUGUGUGUUUGUUUCUGACCGUGGUGACGUGCCGAUACUACAGAGCUCAGAUAUGUCACUUCCUGCUCAUGGUUGGCUUGGUGUAUAGUGCUGAAUAUCUAAAUGAGCUGGCAGCCAUGAACUGGAGGUCCUUUUCUGACUUUCAGUACUUUGAUUCGAAGGGCAUGUUCAUCUCUUUGGUCUACUCUAUUCCUCUUCUGCUGAAUACAGUCAUUAUUGUGAUGGUGUGGGUGUACAGGACCUUUUCCACUAUGACUGAGCUGAAGACCCUCCAGCUCAAGCGAAAGGCCCGCAGAGAGAAGAGAGAGAAGAACGACUGAUCCCUUUUAUUCUGUCAGGGACUUUAUUGCAAGGAAUUAGGGUUACAUUUCUCUGCCUUGCUAAUCCUGAAUUUUGGGACAGAAAGGCAGAUACUUUCUUGUGUCUGUUAAAAGGAUUCUUCGUUGGUAUCGGUUUCUGGACUGGGUGUCUAUCAGCUGUUGAAAGAUGUCGCUGAAUGUACUGUACACUGAGAUAUGAGGACCAAUAUACAUUGACUGUUUUAUAUGUAAUGUUGUUUUAAAGUGCGUUGAAAUGCACCAAGAAAGAUAAAGGAUUUUUUAACAAA